CAGCAAUGGCCGCUUUCCGCAGAGUGGCAGCGCUGGCAGGCAAACUAAACGUCUGGCCGGCGGCGACAAAUGAGUUUUUCGGCAGUCAGACGGCCGCUGGAGGAAGGACACGGAGAUGUCUGGCUGUCGGGAUGUGUCUUGCAACCGGAGGCGCCGUGGCUAUUUAUUUGUACAACGAUAUGACGAGCAGCGGAGGAAGGAAGAGGAUGGGGAGGCACUGCAUCAACGGUCUGCUCCCGUCCAUCCCGACCGUCGAAGCCAAGGAGAAGGCACGUCAGUUUGACUUUGACGAUACAGAUGUGUACAUGUCGUCCCAUGAGCAACGUUUCCACAUGUUCAGCUCUGUGGAGUAUGAAGGGCAGCUCUACAUGACGCCACAAAACUUCAUCGAGUCAGUCACCAUGAGCGAACCAAGGAGCAAGAGGCCCUGGAGGUCCCUGACCAAACAGGAGCUUGAGAAGAUUCUGUUAGACACUCCCCCAGUGUGGAGAGGAUCGUCCAAACUGUUCCGCAACCUGAGAGAACGAGGCAUCAUCUCAUAUACAGAGUACCUGUUCCUGCUCUGUAUCCUGACAAAGCCUCAUGCUGGCUUUAAGAUUGCUUUCAAUAUGUUUGAUGCAGACGGCAACCAGAUGGUGGACAAGAGGGAGUUCAUGGUGCUUCAGGAGAUCUUCCGGAAGAAAAAUGAGAAGAAAGGGAGGAAAGGGGAUGCUGAUAAGUCAGCGCAGUUGAGUAUGCAGCUGUAUGGAUAUCAGGUUGCCCCCAUGAACAGCGUGCUAAAAAAAGACAGUCAGGAGUAUGUGGCGCGGAGUUACUGGGACGUUCUGAGGCGAGGUGCCAGUCAAGUCCUCUUUUCUGACCUGGCGGAGCGAGCAGAUGAGAGUAUAACGAUUGACACCACCCUGUUGGUCCAUUUCUUUGGAAAGAAAGGGAAGGCAGAGCUUACCUUUGAUGACUUCUACAGGUUUAUGGAUAACCUUCAGACUGAGGUGUUGGAAAUUGAGUUUCUGACCUAUUCUAAAGGGUUGACAACUAUCAGUGAAGAAGACUUUGCCAAAAUCCUGUUGCGCUUCACCAACGUGGAGAACAUCAGUGCCUACCUGGAGAACGUCCGACAGUGUAUACCUGAUGAGAAGGGAAUCACCUUCGAUGAGUUUAGAUCCUUCUUCCAGUUUCUCAACAACCUUGAGGACUUUGCCAUCGCCAUGCAGAUGUACAAUUUCGCUUCUCGCUCAAUUGGACAAGAUGAGUUUGCGAGGGCAGUGUACGUGGCCACAGGUUUGAAGCUGACGCGUCACUUGGUCCACACUAUCUUCAAGAUCUUUGAUGUAGAUCAUGACGACCAGCUCUCAUACAAGGAAUUCAUUGGCAUAAUGAAGGACCGGCUGCACAGGGGAGGCAGGGGCUAUAAAGCUGUAGAGCGCCACACUUCUUUUAAAUCCUGUCUGAAGAAGGAGCUGGCAAGCAGAUAAGUAUCAACAACAACCAUAACAACCAAGAUCAAGAGAGAAUGUCACAUUAAGUCGAUGAAGUUCAUUCAUUUUUAUGUUAGAAUGAAAUGAUUUGAAAAUGUUUUAAUCCCAGAAUAAUAUAUUUUCUGUAUCAUUCGCACCAUUAAAUGUGGUGUAUUAUGAUGGACUUAUAUUAUGACAGUACAACAAUGCCACUAAUCUACAAGCUAAAGACAACACUGUUGUGUCUUCUGCAAAUAUUUACAUGAAAGGGUAAUUUAACUUAAAAUGUAAAAUCUCUGAUAUCUCCAAUUCACCUGUCCUAACAUAAACAUACAGUGUCUGAACUCAACACCUCAUCCUACUGCAGCGCAUUAACAGAAUGAGUAAAUCUGAAUUAGGCUGGG
Messenger RNA from Scomber japonicus (chub mackerel), 1858 nucleotides. It is a transcript of the gene micu3a, whose product is annotated as mitochondrial calcium uptake family, member 3a. Gene Ontology annotation, molecular function: calcium ion binding. The transcript is spliced from 14 exons. The record is from RefSeq and is a predicted model, not a curated record. NCBI's taxonomy places the organism in Eukaryota, Metazoa, Chordata, Actinopteri, Scombriformes, Scombridae. Gene Ontology annotation, biological process: mitochondrial calcium ion homeostasis; calcium import into the mitochondrion. Bases 6 to 1472 code for a protein of 488 amino acids. Gene Ontology annotation, cellular component: uniplex complex.